This is a messenger RNA of Rhodotorula graminis WP1, 2320 nucleotides long. RefSeq lists its product as uncharacterized. The transcript is spliced from 7 exons. Bases 1 to 2160 code for a protein of 719 amino acids. Lineage: Eukaryota; Fungi; Basidiomycota; Microbotryomycetes; Sporidiobolales; Sporidiobolaceae. The record is from RefSeq and is a predicted model, not a curated record.
AUGCCCUCGCCCAACCCCGACCCCGACCCGCACCAGCCCGACCCGCACCGCUCCCCCUCCCCCUCGACCUCGACCUCGACCUCGACCUCGCCUCGUCCGGUUGACAGCCAGCCGCCGGUCGACGUCGACCACGAGCCUGUGCCAGACGCCACCAUGAGCGACGACGAGCCUCAACCUCCCUCGGCUGAGCCACUUCCUGCCCAGGCCCCGAUGCCGUCUAGCCUCCCUCAAGAACUCGCACACGCUCCCCUCUCGACCGCCGACUCGCCCCCCGCAACCGACCUCGUCGAGGCCAACGCGACCAUCGCCCGCCUGCGCGCCGAACUCGCGUCCCUCCCCGCCUACUACACCUCGCGCAACCAGCUCGACCACGACCGCCUCGCGAGCGACAACCUCCAGCUGCGCACCCAGGCCACCGUCCUCGCCCGCAAGGUCGCCACACUCGAGGCCGACAAGCUCGCGCUCGUCGCCGUCAAAAAGGGCAAGGGCAAGGCGCGCGCCGACGACGACGAUGACGAGCGCGACGACGACCAGGACGAGACGGCGAGCCAGGCGACCGAGGUUGACGAGUACGAGCGCGACGCGACCAUCGCCCAGCUCGAGUCGGACAAGCGCGCCCUCACCGUCGACGUCCACCGCCUCCAAGACCGCCUCGACAUCGCCGAGCAGCAGACCAAGCGCCUGUCGCACGAGCUGCGCAGCCUGCGCGCCUACUUCCUCCACGGCUCGCCCCUUGUCACUCUCGAAGCCGACAUCGCGCUCCCCUCGCCACCAGCCUCGCAAACCUCGCCGGCCUCGCCUCCCGACCCGCUCCUCCCUCCCUCGCUCGACGCCCCAGCCCCAACCACCUCGUCGUCGUCCUCGUCGCGCGCGUCGCGCCCAACCCCGCGCAGCGUCGCCCUCGCCGACGCCGAGGCCGAGCUCCUCCUCCACGCGGGCAAGACGCUCUCGCACGUCCACCGCGUCACGCGCGUCCCGCUCUCGCGCGCCAUCGCCGAGCGUGCAGACGACAUUGUGCGCGCGAGCGCGAGGGACGGCAACGGACGAGCGCACGCGGCGGCGGCGGGGCUCGGCGAGCGGCAGGGCCAGGGCCAGGGCCAGGGACAGGGCCAGGACGGCCUCGAUGGGCUCAUGCAGCUCGCCAACGCGUCGUCGCAGGAGGACCUCGCGCCUGGCGCGCUGCCGGGCUCGAGCAUGAGCCUGCGCGCGCUGCGCACGAGCUCGAGGCGCGGGCGCGCGAGCCGCAGCGGAGCGUCAGGGGCGGGGCAGGACGGCGAGGCGGACGAGGGCGAGGGCGAGGACGCGGCCAUGGGCGGGCUCGAGCUCCCCGUCCCGCCGGCGCACUACAACCCGUACUCGCUCGACCCGCCGCCGCCGCACUUGGCCAUGCGGGCCGGCGUGGCGCCCGGCGGCGGCGGCGGCGGGUUCGGCGCAGGAGGAGGAGGAGCGGGCCGUGCGGCGCCGGACGACGACCCGGACUACCUCCCGAGCCCGCCGCCGGCCGCCGCAGCCGCAGCCGCAGCCGCAGCGGGGCCGAGCGCGUGGCCCUACGCGUACGAGCUGCCGUAUCCGGGCGGCGCGCCUCACGCCGGCCCAAGCGGCGCCUCGUCGUCGUCGGCGGCGCCGCACCCGCACCCGAACCCGCGCCAGGCGCUCGGGCAGCGCCUGAGCGCGCUCGACGUGCUCGCGCAGGCGACGGCCGAGAUGGACCACGAGGGCAUGGGCAUGUCGGACCACGGGCGGGGCUUGUACGAGGGCGGGAGCGGGUGGCACGCCGAGGGGUCGGCGGCGCAGCAGGGCGGCAAGAAGGCGGGCGUGCCGAGCAGUCGCAGUCGGGUGCCGGCUGUUGGGCCCGAUGGGCAGAAGAAGCCGCGCAGCCCGUACAUCAAGUGGAACCUCCAGGAGGACGAGCAGCUCCUGCGCGCCGUCAUCCAGGUCGGGUGCUCGUGGGACAAUGUCGCAAAGCUGUGCCCGACGCGCGCGUACCACCAGGUCCGCCAGCGCUUCCUGCGCGGCCUCAGGAGCGGCGAGCAACUGCCCAAGCAGCUCAUGCACCUGCAGGAGGCGGUGCGCAAGAGCGUGAGGGACCACGAGGCCAAGAAGAAGCGCAAGAGGGCCGCCAAGCAGCACGUCGCCGUCGACGACGCCGACGCCGUCUGAGCCUCCUCCUCGAUCCUCUCGGUCCCCCGAUCCCGUCUCUCGAGCUGUUGUCCCCCCCUGUACCACUCUCUCGCACGCAUAGUCCCCCUCGCCUCACUCUGUGCCCGCUCUCGGUCUCUCUCUCUCUCCCUCUCUCUCCUCGUCGCACCGUGCAACUCGA